AUGUCCGCUAUAUUCGCAACCACCCAGACCACAAACAUCAUCAGACCAUUCAAUACUGAUAUCUCAUUCACUCCGAAAGAAUGUAUCGAAGUGACCAUCUUAGAAGCCCCUUCAUCACCAGCAUCUUCGUCCUCAUCAGCUGACGACGAGACCGAAUCGAGUGCUAGGUUCUCUCGCCACUUUGAUGUACCAUCGUUGACCGACGAAGAACUUUGGGAACCUUGGUUCGCUUUCCCCUCGAGACCUCACAUGACUUUACAUCGUUGGGCUGAGGGUAACAAAUCGCAACUAGACAUGUUCAUCCACAACCUACCCCUAUCCUGCCCUCCCUCCCUAUACCCUCUAUUUCUCACUAAGUGCCGUUGGACCCUCACCUCACUCAAGAUACUAGUCCUGGGUUCGAUCCUCUUGAUCCGAGGGGUAAAUCACGGUCCGCAAAUGGGUAGAACCCUAUUUGGUAGGAUCAUCGGUGAUAGGUACAAUGAUUUGAUGGCUUUCAGAAACCAAAAUCAACAUUAUGCCAAAUCGCUUGCCGAGUUGUUCGAGGAUGAGGAGGUUAUAAGGAGGAGUGUCGAGGAGGCCAGGUGUUUACAGAUAAGAGGUAAUGAAUUAUUCACUCAAGGGAAAUACGAAGCUUCUCUUGAACAUUACGGAAUGGCCCUUAUCAAAUUGAUCCCCUGGGACACGGCUUCACUCCCACCAAGUCUAUCUUACAAAACUGGAUUUCAAGAGAUUGAUCAGUCGCUAUUCCUUUCCAUCGCUUUGACAUCCAUAAGGAUCUGUCAAACCUUACCUCCAAAUUAUAGAUCUCAUCUUACGAUACCUGGAUCGAGGCUAUAUAGAUUAUCCAAAGCUUCUUGCGAUUAUAUCUCUCAUUCUCCCAUCUCUGGGGAUGCAGGAGAGGAACAAGUCACGCUGGCGUAUAGGCUGGAAAGUCUGGCUAGGGAGGUUGCGGAGGUGCUCAAGAUAGAUCCAUCUGAGGUGGAGGAUGGUAAAAGAGUCAGAGAGGUCAGAAGAAGGUUUGAAAGGGAUUAA
Molecule: messenger RNA, 1035 nt
Organism: Kwoniella mangroviensis CBS 8507
Lineage: Eukaryota; Fungi; Basidiomycota; Tremellomycetes; Tremellales; Cryptococcaceae
Exons: 4
Coding region: 1-1035 (344 amino acids)
Source: RefSeq, a predicted model, not a curated record